This is a messenger RNA of Durusdinium trenchii, 1881 nucleotides long. NCBI's taxonomy places the organism in Eukaryota, Dinophyceae, Suessiales, Symbiodiniaceae. The record is from the annotation of a GenBank genome assembly.
AUGGCGAAUCUAAGCACUGCCAUCGCCCUGGUGCUGUACACUCUGCUCGUGAUCACGACCGCCACCGGUGGGUUGUGCUCCAGUAACUCGUCUGGCAGUUGCUCCAGUGGCUCCAACUUCCUGCAGUUUGCUUCGCGAAGGGGCGGCUCCUGUGCCUCCUUCGAGGACUGGCCAGAUGUGGACGGCGUCACCUGCGGCAACUGUAAAGCCCUGGUCCAGACGCGGCAGUUCAAGCGCUGCGACGACUACUGUGCCAGCUUCAAGCACAAAUGCGUGGCAGCUGCGGAGGAGAAGAGCGAGACCUGCGAGGUAGAGAAGGAGUACAAGUGUGAUGAGGACAUCCAGGGCACUUCGGACAUGUUGUGCACCUGCGAGCGGGACACCACGAUCCCGGAGGUGCCCGGUGAACGCGCCGCGGAGGUGAACGAAGAGGGGCUGAGUCCGCAGGGAAGAGGAAACUCAUGUGGUUUUGCACGGGAACCAGGCAGGACUUCUUUCAUCUCAGCAGCUUGGACUGAGACGCAGCCGAGUCAUGUCACCGAGGACUACGACGAGUUCUUAAGCCACAGCUGGCAUGUGGAGAGUUGGAAGAAGGUCUUGCUGUUGCUCAUGUUGAAGAAUGGGCCUGCCUCUGUCUUGUUUGGCUCUUUGGCCGCAGUUCUCAUGCUGAUUCUGUGGUACUUUCAGAUCUUACCCAGCGUCAUCAAGAGGACCCCCGGGCCUGCCGGGUACAUGGACUAUUCUUUCUGGUGCUUCUCUGCGGCAGUCGUCGUGGCGUUGUUGAUGUUGAUUCUGUGGCGGCCCCGUGGGCGUAUUUUUGUGGAUCGCGUAUGCAUCAAUCAGGCCGAUGGGCGCAUGAAGGCCGAAGGGAUUUUGAACAUUGGGGCAAUGCUGAAGAGGUCAUCGUCAUUGCUGGUGAUUUGGGACGAGUCCUAUGUCGAUAGGCUGUGGUGUAUUUUUGAGCUGGCUGCCUUUUUACAAAGCCAUCCUGAAGCUUCCGCCAAAGCUGUGCAGGUACGACCGGUCUUGCUGGGAUUUGCCGCUGCCUCCACUGCGGUGGCGAUCAUACUGGCUAGCAUCGCCUUCUUGUUCGUGCCCCUUGACAGUCCCUGGGUUGUUUGGUCGAUCCUGUGCCCCGUGGUGUGCGGUGAAGGCUACGUCCUGAUUUGGGCCUUUAGGAAUUACUUCCGUGCGCUGGAGUCCGCGAACCGCUCUUUGCAACACUUUCGUCUUCAAACGGCUCACUGCUGGUGCUGUAGUGUUGACCAUGUGAACCCCUCGACGGGGCAGAGCAUCGCCGUUUGUGAUCGGGAGAUUGUCCGCCAGUGCGUCACGACUUGGUUCGGCUCGGAGGACGCCUUCGAUGAAACGGUGCGCUCCUCCGUGAAGCGGGCGCUGGCGGAGCAGCUGGGCGUCGACGCCUUUCCCUACGUCUGGGUGGUGUCCUCAACUGUACCUUUGAUUUGGGUGUGCAUGGAUGCCACUGUCAGCAUCGCAGCAGAGGAGCACGAGCGAAUUCUGCUGGCCUUCAUGGUGCUUCGCUGUCUCGCCUGGUGGCUUUGGGGCAUUCCCAUCGUGGCCACACUAGGGCUCACCGCAGCGCGGCGCUUUCACGCCCCCGGCCGAAGCUGUGUGGAAGAGCUUGGGAAGAAUCUCCUGGUGCUCCUGGUCGUGGCCCCCGGGGCUGCUCUCUUGAUGGCUUGGCACGUUGGCUUGGAGCUGGCUUUCGGCUGGUUUGCGACUGCUUGGCUGAGCGCUCCGCAAGAGACCUUAGGCUCCGUGGUGUUCGCGGCCGGUUGCUUUGUAGCCUUUGUUUUGGUGCGGAUUGCCUACCGCUGUGCCAACCGGCGCUACAUGGAAACCGUGAAUGCGAGCACGUGA